Rotaria sp. Silwood2 is the source of this 1098-nucleotide messenger RNA. NCBI's taxonomy places the organism in Eukaryota, Metazoa, Rotifera, Eurotatoria, Philodinida, Philodinidae. The record is from the annotation of a GenBank genome assembly.
AUGGGCGGAUGUGUAAGUCAUAAUCGCAGUCAUCGUCGAGGACGAUCACGUUCAUCUCGUACUAAUGCAACAACUAGUGGAACUGUUGGUCGAAAUAAACCAUUAAAUCGUUCAGCUUGCCGUCCAAAGUGGAAAUCAGAUGUUCCAAUUACAGAAACUCAAUUACGUCGUAAACGUGAAGAAUAUUGGGAUACAGCACCCGCUUUCGAAGGUCGUAAAGAAAUUUGGGAUGCUUUACGUGGUGCAUGUUAUGCCAUUGAACAAAAUGAUAUCGAUCUUGCACAAUCAAUUAUUAAUUGUGCUAGUAUAUCCCUUCCUCAUGGAACACUUCUUGAUUGUUAUGAUGAACUUGGUACUCGUUAUCAAUUACCUGUUUAUAUUUUAUCAUCACCAACAAAUCUAAUUGAUGGUGAACAAUCAUCAAUUGAUUCUCGUGGUGAUAAUGAAUCAAAUACAAGUGAUAUUGGUCUUGCAUUAACAGCAGCUACUGAUCGUGAACGUGAUUAUGGCGGUAAUCAAAGUUCAUCAUCGUCAUCAUCAUCAUCAACAACAACAAAUGCUCAUUAUCGUUCAACAACAAAAUCUUCAACAACACAUCAUACUGGUCAUAAUCCAAUAGUACGUGAAAUAAAAAAACAUCGUCGAAAACAAAAAUCAAAUACAAUAAAUAUUGAGUCGGGUAAUGAUUCAUCAUCAACAAAUACAACAACACCACCGUCAAUAAUUAAUCAACAACAAAUAAACAUUGAUCAAGAUAUUGAAAUUCCAAUUAAAUUUCGUUUAUCAAAUGGUAAAGAACACCGAUUAUAUUGUAAACAAAAUGAAAAAAUACGUAACAUUAAAAGACGUUUGGCUAUGCUAGAAAAUGGAGUUAUUGAUUCUCAAACACAACGAUUAUAUUUUGGUGGAAAAUUAUUACGAGAUCGUUCAGUUAUUUGGGAAGCUCGUUUACAACGUAAUUUUGUUGUUCAAGUUAUUUUAACAGACAAACCCAUACCACCUAACGGUGCCAUAACAACAACUAGUCAUUUAACAAUGGCUAAUGGUGAUAGAGAUCAUUCAAAUGCAAUACCAGUUGAAUUAACAAAUACUUCUUGA